Molecule: messenger RNA, 4401 nt
Organism: Alligator mississippiensis (American alligator)
Lineage: Eukaryota; Metazoa; Chordata; Crocodylia; Alligatoridae
Product: small ribosomal subunit protein uS12
Exons: 4
Coding region: 95-526 (143 amino acids)
Biological process (GO): translation
Cellular component (GO): ribosome; cytosolic small ribosomal subunit
Molecular function (GO): structural constituent of ribosome
Source: RefSeq, a predicted model, not a curated record
GGCGGACAGCCCCUGUGGCUUCUUCCGUGCAGGCGGAGUCGCGGUGCAUUGUGGGCUUCUUUCUCUUUCCGGCUUCAGCUCGGGACGCCGCAGGAUGGGCAAGUGCCGGGGGCUGCGCACGGCCCGCAAGCUCCGCAACCACCGGCGCGACCAGAAGUGGCACGACAAGCAGUACAAGAAGGCGCACCUGGGCACCGCGCUGAAGGCCAACCCCUUCGGGGGCGCGUCCCACGCCAAGGGCAUCGUCCUGGAGAAGGUUGGUGUAGAGGCCAAGCAGCCUAAUUCUGCCAUCAGGAAAUGUGUCAGAGUCCAGCUGAUCAAAAACGGCAAGAAAAUAACAGCGUUUGUUCCUAAUGAUGGUUGCUUGAACUUCAUUGAGGAAAACGAUGAGGUUCUGGUUGCUGGCUUUGGUCGGAAAGGUCAUGCUGUUGGUGACAUUCCAGGAGUCCGCUUCAAGGUUGUCAAAGUAGCCAACGUUUCCCUGCUAGCCUUGUACAAAGGCAAGAAGGAGAGACCAAGAUCAUAAACUGUUUUUCUCUGCCAAGAAUGUCAAUAAACAAUUGGGGGGGAAACUCUUGUGCUUUCCUUAAUUUUUUGUGUUAUUUUACUGUAAUUUAAUUAAAUAAUACUGUAUCCCAACCCCUGAAACUUCCUCUUUACACCUAACCUUUUUCUCAUAGGAGAUACUUUACUUUUGAUCAGGAUAAAGGUGUUCACAUUUCUUAAUUUAACCAGUAUUUGUGAUCCCUAGCUAGAGGCUUGCAAGACUUUUCUAAAAAUAGCUUCCUCAAAUGAGAUUCUUAGCAUACAGACAGUAUGAGAGCUGCAUGGUUUUACUUAAAGUUGACUUAACUGGAAAAAGCAUUAAAUUAAAAUUGUAAUUUUUUUUAAGCAUUGCCAGUGUUCUAUUGUAGUGUAGGUGCCUGUAGAGGAGAACACGAGUGCUGUUGAAAUGUUCUCAGGUUUAAAAAAUUAAGUCUAGUUGAAAAAAAAUCUUUUUUCCAUUAAAAAAGGUUUUGAUGUCCCUAAUGAGAAGCAACAAUAAGAAUAUUUAUUGAACUAUAAAAAUCUAAUACGUGCUAUUCCUCAUUGCUAGCCAUUCUAUGGAGAUUUCUCCAGCCCAAAGCCUGGAGUAUCAUCUGUGGUGUCUGCGAUGGAGCAGUGCCUGUGCCCCAUCUCUAAAUGUUGGCACAUAAGGAAUCCCUGUGGUUAGGAGUUUCUGGCUCUGCUCACAUUUUAUGUAGUGAAUAUGGGGAGGGAAUUUAUCCUUCAACUCAAAAUCCUGGGCUGAGAUCACACCACUUGUUUCUGGUGCUGUGUGGAGCUUCAAGGUACUGCUCUGUUCUACUUGGUGUAGGUGAGGCCUCACCUUGAGUACCUGGGUAUGCUUUUAGACAAAUUGGAGAAAGUCCGAAAGAGAGCAACAAGAAUAAGGUUUAGAAAGCAUUAUCUGUGAAGAAAGGUAGAAGGAACUGAAAUUAGUUUGCAGAAGCUUAAAGGGGGUGAAUUGGGGAAGUCAAAACUUCCAAACAAAGUGUUCUAAAGAGGUAGUAAUAAAUGCCUCAGUUCACUGGGGAAAACACCAAAACAAAUUAACUUAGUUUGCAUGAAAAAUUCAUGUCAGAUAGCAAAGCAGCUGAGCUGUGAAAUACUGCUGCUGGCUAGUCAGGGAGGCAUCUAUCCCUGGGGCUUUUAAAGAACAAGUUAAACAAGUAUUUGACAGGAAUGGUAUUAGGUACACUGGUCCUGUCUCAGUGGAAGGAGAUGGCCUAGAACUCUUAAGGCCCAUUCAAGCCUAUAUUUCUAUGAUUGAAAUGUAUCCUUACACCUAGUGAGGCUUCCUGUGGUGCAAAUGAAAAGCAACCGCUACCCAUUGUGCAGGCAAAUGUUAGCUCAUGCUCCCCUCCCAGUAUUCAUCUGUUGUCUUCAACUGUGAAAUCUCUGGACAGGAACCAUCUUUUUCUCGAUGUGUGUAGUAUGCAACCCUAUGGGAUCCCGGUCUGUAACUAGUACUUGUAAAUGCUGAGGAUGAUGUAUCUAAUAAGCUAAAUGGGAGUGUAGGGUCCCUUUUGUGGGCAAUGGAUGCAAUUUCUUAGAGAGGUAGUGUUACACAAAUCGCCAUCUGCUCAAAUCACGAGCAAGACCUUAUGAAGGGGAUAAGGUAAAGUACCGCCUUUAUUGAUUACGCACUUCAUACACGCACCACAUUCAUACCCCAUUUUCUGUUCUACGCUGGUAUACAUUACCAGUUUUAUCGGUGCUCGGCUCAACUUAGUGGCCAGCCAAGUUGAUCGCAAGUGGGAGCUGGGCUCCUGCCGGUCCAUUUAGUAAGAAGAACCGAUGCUUCAGGAUGACAUGUAGAAUAAGACCCAAAAUCGAUAUGUCUCGCCCCAUCUUUUAUAGCCUUGUAAAUUUGCCCAGUCCUCUGGGCUUUUGCUGUGUUAUCACUGUGUUCUUCCUUGAAGGUUGAUUGAUGUUGUUCUCUCGCUGUUCUGGGAUGGAUUCUUCUUGUUUUGGCUUUUUAUCUGUUUGCAUUCUUCAGCCAGUUGCCAGCUGAUGUUUUUCUUUUUCACAGACUCUCUCACCCAUUCUCUCACACAUACAGUGUACAAAGGUCGAGCACUUGUGUCCAGCUACAGAGCAAUACAAAAUGGAGUUUCUUAAGGCAAUGCAGAACUCAAGAAAAUGCAUAAGAUUAAGGCAAUAGGCAAAAGUUUAUCUUCAUGUUAUUUACCUAAUAUAAAGCUGGUAUUUAUGCCAUUUGCAUAACAUUCCUUUUUUGAUUCUUUAGAACGUUUUGUUUUGAAUGAUUACUUUAUAAUUUUUGCAAGGCUAUAGUGAAAGAAUUAAGGCAUAUGAUUUUAAUUAAAAAAUCAUUUGUUUUAUUUAACAACACAUAUAAAAUAUUACCAUUAGCACUAUUAUAGUUUUAUAUAAAGAUGAUGAUAAUAGGAUGCAACGUAACAUUUAGGACCGCUGUUCAUGAUGGUGACCAUUCCUUGAAAAUAUGAUACUAAUGGUGUAUUAAUAUUUGUUUAGGUUGUUUAGAUAUUUUUAGAAUUUUUGACCCUUAGUGUAAAAUAGUUAUAGUACACAGUUAAGCUUGUUCUUGUGUUGUAGCAGUAAGAUAACUAAUUUGUGAUUUUUUUUGUAACCAAAAAUUUAAGACAGUUCAAUUGAUUCCUAAAGAGAAAUGGAAAUCAGUUAAAUUAUUUCCAUUUCCAGGGAUGAUUUCCUUUAAGACACUUGCACAAUUUAAAAUCCUUAAAAGAAAAGUAACAAAAACAUAACAAUAUGCUGAUAAAUUUUAACAAAGCAAUAAGCAGGGCUAAGUUAGACUAUUUAGAGUUUGUACCAUGCAGUUUUCUCAUUAUGUGCAGCUUUUAUCUAUGUCUGUUAAAUAAUUGGUUAAGUUUGAUUUAUGACACACAAAUAUAUUAAAAAUAGAAGAACAUAAAUAUAAAUUAACACUGGUUUUUCUUUAUCAGUGUUUAACAGCCAGUGUUUUUUAAUUCAUCAGUGUUAUUGGGCAUCCUGUGGCUUUUAAAUAAAUGUAAUGCAUUACAUUUCAUACACCACUGAAUAACUUUAACUGAAAUACAUGUACCUAUUUUGAUUUUUUUUUUUCCAAUUGUAUUUCAUAUACCACUGGACUAAGAUAGUUAAUGAUAGACACUGGUUCAAUUCACUUGGAAUUGAAAGAGUUUUUUUCAGUUGUGUAUUUAUAACUUGAUUAUUAUUUUUUUCAUAAGAAUGGGUUGCCAGGUUUUUUUCUGUAUUUUUCCCCUGCAUUUGUUGAAUGGAUCUUUGUAUUUGAAAGGGUUACCUUGUUCUUUUUUUAAUUGUGCCAACCAUUUAUACACAUUGUAGUUAGUGGCAUCUCCCACAUCAUUAAACUGAUUCAUGUUAAUUACCAACUGUAUGGGCUGUUUAAAUAAAAUUUGAUAAGGUGAUAACAACCAGUUAGUCUAGAAUUAAAGACAAUUUAUUCAUGAAAUUUAUUUGUAACCUACUUCACAGGCCUCCCCUCCUUGGAUGAAAUAGUGAUUAGGACUCAGAAGUUCGGGCCUCUUUUCUUGCAUACUAGACAUAAUUAACUAUUCAGGGUUUUACAUCAUUUUAUACAUUUGUUCGUUUUGUAUUUUGUUUUAAUUAAUAAAGAGUUUCCUUUACUUUUUUAUACAAAUGCUGAUGUGCUAGGUUCAUCAACUUUUGCUUUUCUUGUAAAAUAAUGGGUUAAUGCAGUUUUUUACACACAUGCUGGUAUGUUGGUGUUAUAAAUAGUAUCUGUAUUGAAAUACAAAUAGCUUUAAAAACAUUUUAUUAGGUUGUUUACUAAACACACAUUGUUUUAAUAAAUGCCACUUUGCUAAACAAGUAAACUUUAUAACUUGAAACUUU